Molecule: messenger RNA, 4874 nt
Organism: Dermacentor albipictus
Lineage: Eukaryota; Metazoa; Arthropoda; Arachnida; Ixodida; Ixodidae
Gene: gzl
Product: godzilla E3 ubiquitin protein ligase
Biological process (GO): ubiquitin-dependent protein catabolic process
Cellular component (GO): nucleoplasm; cytoplasm
Molecular function (GO): ubiquitin protein ligase activity
Source: RefSeq, a predicted model, not a curated record
CAGGCUCAUUUCGCAAUGCGCUAUCACGUGGUUGUAGUAGUGCGUUUUUUUUUGUGUGGUGAGCUUGGUUCGCAAACAAGAUUUUGCCUUCAUGACUUUGUGUAUGUGCUAGCUAUCACCGUGUAUCAAUUGUGCCGACUAGAACUCGAAUGCGACUAGUAAACGAAGACUUACUCGCUUGGACCCUCCCAUGCGACGACAAGGGCAGGCAGAUCCAUUUGUGCUGACGGUGUGAUGUUUCCUCACCGCAGAAUGCCGUGCCACAUCACCAUUCUCUAUGUAUACAGCAUUAUCAGCCUCACAGCACUUUUCCACGCAACACUGGUUGCGGCGGAGAUUGUUGCCAUUCCACACAGUAACUCCACGCCAGAGAUAAAGCGCUUCUUCGACCAAGAGCUGAGUUUCUCGGCUAUGGUGCCUGAUGAAGGAGUUCCUGGCUUGCUAACCAUAGCAUCACCUUUAGCAGCAUGUCAACCAAUUGCUCCUCCACCAUUUCCAUCCAAUGACAGUUUUGCCUGGUUCGUCCUGAUUGCCAGGUUUGAGUGUGGGCUAUCGGACAAAGCACAUUUUGCCCAAGAAGCAGGUUAUGAUGUGGCUGUGAUUUAUGAUCGUAAAACGCACAAUAGUGGCCCCUUUGGGACCCACAUCACGCCAGAGCCCAAGUACUACCCUAUCAGAGGAAAUGGCUUGAAGGACACAGAUGACCUUAAUAUUUAUGCUGUUAUUGUGAGUGAAGAAACUGGAAUUCGGCUCAAGCGGUAUACUUACAAAGACGAUUACGAGGUAAAGCUAUACCCUGAAAGCUUCCAGAGUAUAUUCAGCUACCUGCUGCCCUUCCUAGCAAUUGUUGGGGUCUGCAUUAUUGGACUCCUAGGCUUUGUGUGUUGUGGGUUGCCGCAGUUGGUGCGCUGUAUUCGUGACUGGCGCAAGAAGAGGAAGUCCCGCCUGUCCCGCAAGUUUCUCAGGCAGCUGCCCACCACCAAGUACAAGAAGGGAGACAUAUACGAGACGUGCGCCAUCUGCCUUGAGGAUUACGUUGAAGGAGACAAGCUGCGCAUUUUGCCUUGUUCACAUGCAUACCACUGCAAGUGCAUCAAGCCAUGGCUGCUGCACAACAGGCGUACCUGCCCCAUCUGCAAGCGCAAGGUGAUCCUUCCAGGCAUGAACCCCAACUCCGACUCGGAAACCGAAGACGAAGGGGCCAAUGCCACAGAGCGCACACCACUGCUAGCGGGCUUUGGUGGUGGUGGUGGUGGUGGAACUUUUGGUGGCGUGCCCCCGCUGUUACACCAGCCAACAGAGGCUGCGACCGUAGUGCGGGGCUCCUCUAUCCGCCCUAUUCUUCACACGGCGAGCUUCCACCAAGAAGACAGUGGCAUGCCGACUAGUAGCUCGUGCCCAACACACGUGAGCACGGCACACUCCCUAAAUCGGGACGUUGACAGCAGCAGCAUCAGCAGCGGUGCUGAAGAUGAAGUGCAGGUCAGGCCUGGCCGUUCGGCAAGUGCACAAGGUGAAAGCCAGCACCACUUGCGGUUGUAGUGUAUAAAGUGCAAGGAUAGGAGUUGCCUUUUGCAGGCAGGGCAAUUUCCAUGCUCCUCAGUAAUUUUAUACCUUCUGAAGUCUGCUUUUCUCGCGCAACAAUAAUUGUCUUCAUUCCCGUGGGCGUUUUAUCUGCCUGAAGGUCGGGCUAGUUGGUACAGUUGCUUGAUGGGGGUUCGAAGAUGGUGCAGACGCAAGCUUGUUGUGUGCUCUAGUUGCUUGCGUUUGCAUCUUUCUUAUGCCAUUGUUUUGUGACAAGCAUUACUAUGUGUGCAGUGCUUUUCCUGGCAUUGAGGCUUAGAUGGUGAUAGAUAGAUAGAAUAAACUUUAUUCUCCAACGGAUAAGGUGAUGUACCCCCCCCCCCCACCCCGGCAGCGACAUUAAUGAAAAUACGGCAUGCACCACGUAUAAUGGGAAGGAAGUCCAGUAUUGAAAUUACGUUGGUUGCUGUGGGACUAAAGUUCACUGCACAAGGUUUAAAAUGACUGUAGGGAGCACGUACCAUUCUCAAAUGCCAACCUAGUAGUGGUACACUAAUAUGUGAGGUGCAUAUGUGUAUAGCUGUGUGCGUAUUCUUUUGUUUUAGUGGACACAGAAAGAACCUUUUCUUUUUAUCAUGUUAGCCAUUUUUCAGCCAUUCAGGCUGUGGGAAUAUGUGUGUGUCUUCCACAGCCAGCCCUUUAAUUUUCUCCCAAAUCCCAUUCGGCACUUUUUCAAGCUGCUGCACUGCUCUUGUGUGGUGGGAGUCUAGAGGUAAUCUCAUGAAGCAGUCUAUGUGUCCGAGUUAUUAAUCCUAGUUAGGCUUAGGAAAUGGCAGGAGGCAGGUGUUCUGAAUAUCACUGUUAAAGCAUUGCGUAAGUAGGUACUUCCAGUAUAAUUGAGGUUAGCAACAUCUUGCGACAUUUCCAUUUGUGUCUAUUUUCUCUCCUACAUCCUCGUGUUUGUUGUGCUACGAGAAAAACUUCAACAUUUUCAUUUGGUUCAUCCGUACUUGUAGCACAUGACAGGUAUUUUCUGCACUGAGAGGCGCAUGCUAACAUUUGACAAUUACUGUCGGCGUAUUUUUUUUUUGCGAGGCAGUGGUGCAAGGCACUAAUGAGGCGUGCUGGGCAAUUACAGAAAUGACAUAGUAUAAGCCUCAGCCUGCAAGCUUAUUAAGCCUGCUAGCAUAAAGCUGUGUUAGAUGGUUAACAUUAUAACUAUCUUCCCACUGAAGUUGGGAACAUGCAUGGUGGGUAAUGGGCACCCAUGAUGUUGACUGGGGCUGUAGAUAACUGAUCUGGAACAAUUGAUGCACUGUGUAUGUGUGCGUCAUGCUGCCUUUAUUGUCGUAGCACCUGAAGUCUCUAAAGUUAGCAGAUUCUUCGCCGUACAAGAGCUUGCACUGUCAGCUUGUAUUGUGUGAUCUGCAAGGGUUUCUACUGGUGGGUAAUUUUGCCAAGGUUCGUUUGUUUGAACUGAACUGUGCGUUUGAGAAAAGAAUGACACAUUUCUAGUAGUAUGUGAUAUAUGGUGUAAAUUGAGGCCGUUGCUUUCGUGGCAACAUUAUGUGUGUAUGAUUGUACCAUUUGUCAUCUGUUUCCUUUCCGCUUUCAGUAACUUGCACACUAAUGAUAGACAUCAAAGUAAUUAGUUUACGCCUGGUAGUUAUGAGGUGAUGGGGAAUUUCGUUGCGAACUUGAUCCUUGGUGCGCCAUUUAUGGCCUACUAGCAUGUUUGCUGUGUGCGCUAGUAUGGAAACUUGCACAUUGUGAGCGGCGUUUUCAUGCAUUCAUUCAUAAUUCAUUGUCUGUAUAUCUUACCUUUCUGUGCAACCAUCCAGAAGCCAGUUGUGUGAUGCUUUUUAAUGUAUCGUUAAGCUAUGAUGGUGAUGGUGGGAGCAAAUAUGUUGCCCAAGACACGUACUGUGCUGCCAGUAAAUUUGUCAUAUGGGCAUCUGUAUCAAUUCAUUUAACUCAAAGAUUUUGCUUACAAAAAGCUGUAACAAUGUUGACUUUGCAGCCGUUAUGAGGUGCACCACAUAUUAGUAGCACCAGCACUGCAUGUUGCUGGCAAGUGCAAUUUUUACUCCUUGUGAUCAGGGAUGCUUCAUUUUAACUUUGUUAAUGUUAUAUUUCUUUUCGUUUGUGUGUGGUUUUUCGAAGCAACUGUGUAAUCUGCAAAGUCUUAGCACUACUUUGCAGAAUGUGAUGUCCCUCCAACAUUAGCGCCGCAACAUCGCACACCUGUGCAUAUUUUGGAAAACUGACUGAUGACCCUGUCAUAUCCUUUGGGAGUGUGUGUAUAUGCAGCUGUAACUUGCAUAGACAGUGUGUUAGGAGAACUCUAUCGAAGUACUGCAUUUGCAACCUUUUCACAUGCCACUUCAGUAAUUGUGUUGUACCACUGUGCGAACUGCAAUACAUGUUUUCCAUUAGCACUUGUCCGAAGUGGCCUCUGCAGCCACAGUGGUUCUCUGAUGAAUGCUGGGCAAAUCAAGUGUGGAUGAAGAGCUUAAAGGUAUUGUUUAAUGGCAGCUUGCUUGAUUAAUAACACCAAAGCUCAAGAAAGUUAUUUUCCCCCGUCUUUUGAGUAGUAUAUUCAAACAUGAUAGUGUGAUUUAGCCUGACGCAUACUGCGCUGCGGGACACACAGACAGGAAGAGAAGCAUUGCUGGAAAUGUGUUUUGACAGACUGCAUUCAAUCAGGUGCAUUGUAAACAUCCUUGUGUUGCAUAUUUGAAAAAAAGAGCAGGUCAGUAGCUUCUUACUUUGUUGAGAAUUUGGGUUGGAACACAUCGCCACGAGACAAUACCAGAGUGCUUGUCCUGUAUUCUUUCUCGUGUUUCGUUUGUAUGGGCGUUGCCCGAGAAUGGAUAGGUUCCAACUCGUCCGCUUUUCAGUCCUUCUGCAAUACCAGCGAUGCUGUCACCGUCUGUGUAUCCUGUAUCGCGUUGUGCCAUUGGCGGAUACUCUCCGAUGAGUUCUUUUUUGUUUUUUAUCUGCAGCCUUGUCCGACUACCUUCUUGUCUCUCGGAUUGUCUUGAUCGAUGGGCUGCAUGUGAAGUGGUGCUGCAUUGCUUUGUUAGUAGAGUAGACUCGGCUGUGUAUAAUGUGUGGUUUAUAUAAUACACACUUUUUUUUUUCUGGUGGUGCUCCUUUACCGAUAUUGGCACUAGUCAUUGUUCUUUCUGACAGGCCCUAAGUAGAAAAAAAAGUGACGUUGAUAAACUAGCUGUCCUCUUGGCUGAUUAACAAUGCAUGGUAUUUCUCUUGGGGUGCAUUCUUGAAGCUUGAAACAAGUACCACAGUUGUUUUUUCCAGAAGAUGAAAAUAAAUGUUUAUUUAAAUUA